AUGAGCUCCAGCAGCAGCACGUAUCAACAUGUGUACCGUCGCCUAUCGGCUUCGGCCCGACGGGUUUCGAGUCGAUUGCAGCAUUGGAUGGAGCAUCAUCCCGUGGCGAGCAACAGUCUGUUGUGUCUCAAUCUCUGGGUGGCCGGGGAUGCAUUGGCGCAGUACUCGGAAUUUCGUCAUCAUCACAACCGUACUAGUAAGGAUCAUGAUGACGAGUCAUUUUUGUCCCACUACGAUAUGCGACGGACGGCACAAUGUGCGGGUUUUGGUGCUUGCUUUACAGGCCCUCUCAUUGCCGUGUGGUACCCGUAUCUCGAUCGCGUUGCCAUUCACUACCGCAUGGCGGCCCGCUACGGCGUCUGGGGACCUCCCGUCAUGAAAGUCGUGGCAGACGAAUUCCUCAUGGAUCCACCGUGUAUUGUCGCCUUUUUUGGAUACAUGGCGGCAUGGGAACAUCAUCAUGACGCCAGCAGCAGUAGUUCUUGGCAAGACCUGUUUCAAGCCAAACUGCGAGAUCAAUUCGUUCCUUCGUGGGUGACCAGUCUCAUUGCUUGGCCACCCAUUCUAUUGGGAACCUUUCGCUAUCUCCCGGUCUUUGCACAAGCGCCUGUCAUUAAUGUUUGUUGCAUCGCAUGGGAUGCCUUUCUCAGUCAUCGAAAUCGAUUGUCCGAAGAAGAUCACGAACAGCACAACAACGACAACAGUCAUAACGACAAUCAGCAUCAUAGCAAGAAAGAGCAGGAGAAAACAGAGAAAUGA
This is a messenger RNA of Seminavis robusta, 759 nucleotides long. NCBI's taxonomy places the organism in Eukaryota, Bacillariophyta, Bacillariophyceae, Naviculales, Naviculaceae. The record is from the annotation of a GenBank genome assembly.